GAGUGUAUUGUGUCAUGUUGAUUGUUGAUGACGUGGCCGGUAACCAUAAUAGGGCCCGGCGGUUUUUGAUAUUCGAUGACGUCAACGCAGUAGAUAUUGAUACGACUGACCAGUACCCUAUGUGGGUUGAUUCGGCAGCAGAGAAUACAUCCUUUCUUUGGCAAACUGAUCUUCAAGAUACAAACAACACAGGGCCCAGAGUGGUGCUACGGUGGACAGGACAUUUCUAUAACUGGUUUCACAGACAACACAAAUUCCUCAACGCAAUUGAAGAUGAUUCACCUCCGUUGACGUCACAAUACGAAGAGGUCACGGGUCAACCUCCAGCAACCAGGUCACGUGAAGCAAUACCAAACAUCAACGCCAUCGUCCGAUUUGAAGUGAACUACGAUAUAGACAACAAGGGAGGUCGCACUAUCAGUUAUCCAUCAGGAGUCUGGAGCAGCAUUGAAAACGUCAUGCAUGAGUUCCAACAUUUCGAUGUUCCCCGUAACGACGGUGAUUCCAUUCAUUUAUGGGUGAGAGCUACAGACGUGAUGGGCAACAGCAACCAAGAUGAUGUUCUGAUUCACGUGGAUUCGUCGCGACCAGAAAUCCAUAAUAUAUCGUCAGUAAAAAAUGUAAAACCAUCUACUUUACGGAUUAUUUUCCAAACCUACGAUGACCACAGUGGAGUACAUACUAUUCAGUGGCAUUUGAUGGACUUGGUGAAUGUCAACGUGACGCGUGGUAGUGGUCAGGUUGUUGUGAAAAAACCAACGAUCGGUGUUUCAUUAUGUGAGCUUCCAAACUGUGCUUGCAUACCAAAAGACGAUGAGUGUUAUUAUAGAGAUUACGCCGUAGAACUCGAUGAAAACUUGCUUGGAAUUCCAACUGAAAAUCAAGAAGAAAACAGCAUAUAUUAUUAUUCAUUUACAAUCACAACAACAAACAACGCCAUGCUUACGACUACAAGAUCACACCAGAUUGCUGUUAAUGCAAGUUCAGAAGGUGCGCGAGACGAAAAGACAAAUAGUAGUACAGUGAUCGAUAUUGUGUUACCACUUGGUGCAACGGCUGCUGUAGUUGUUACAGCGAUAACUAUUAUAGGUGUAGUUGUGUUAUGUCGUAGGAAGAAAAGCAAACAAACAGAGAGUGAUGCAGAUGAAAACACGGCAGUUGCAGACCAUUCAACACUUGGUGGCGUUGGUCAUGUGUAUGAUAAUAUCGCAGAGUAUGAACAGGGUUACAUGUCACCCAUCAGGAAAGAUAUUAAAAUGAACCAAUACGAAUCGGUCGUUAAUUGCAAACAGCAAUACGCUGAUGUCAUCAAAGACGAUAUUACAGAAAAUGUCUACGAAACUCCAACUAGAUUUCACUAA
This is a messenger RNA of Saccoglossus kowalevskii, 1361 nucleotides long. RefSeq lists its product as uncharacterized. NCBI's taxonomy places the organism in Eukaryota, Metazoa, Hemichordata, Enteropneusta, Harrimaniidae. The record is from RefSeq and is a predicted model, not a curated record.